Messenger RNA from Cornus florida, 9194 nucleotides. RefSeq names its product helicase and polymerase-containing protein TEBICHI. Bases 89 to 6625 code for a protein of 2178 amino acids. The transcript has 31 exons. Gene Ontology annotation, biological process: double-strand break repair; DNA-templated DNA replication. The record is from RefSeq and is a predicted model, not a curated record. NCBI's taxonomy places the organism in Eukaryota, Viridiplantae, Streptophyta, Magnoliopsida, Cornales, Cornaceae. Gene Ontology annotation, molecular function: ATP binding; DNA binding; DNA-directed DNA polymerase activity.
GCGGUCUUUUAAAAUCAUUCAAAUGCAAAAUACUGCGAGCGUAAGAGAAAACUAGGGCUUGCGAAUCGCCUGAAACUCGUGUUCGAUCAUGGAGUCUGGUUCGUCUCGUACGCGCAUCGAUCAGUUUUUUACUUCAAAGAAGAAGAAAUCCUUAUCACCAGGUUUGAAGCCUCGGAGGAUCGAGAAAGAUGCAAAACCAACACUUGAAGGGUCUCCUGGUGCCAAAGGUUCUUUGGACAGCUAUUUGGUUACCUCACAAGAUGAUAAUCGUACUACUAACAUUUUGCUCAAAGCUCCUGGUCCAUUUGCCAGGCAAGAUCCGGUCAAGAGAAACCUCACAUUGGAAAUUGAUUUGUCUUCCAAAGAUGAAAAGAAAGAGGCCUUUUCAUCGAUCCAAGGGUGCCCUCAAACUUCUGAAGCUGCCGGAGAGGCCAAGAGGGAACAAUUUCGGGUUCCAUCUGAAGUGGGUGACCUUGCAGUCAGAGGUCUUGCGAAGGGAUGCUCAGAUCCUGUGCACAGUGCAGGGAACUCUGAACUUAAACAGUUUGCAGCUGACUUUUUGUCCUUCUAUUGCAGUGAGCUUCCAUCAAGUGUAAGUUCACCGUCUGAGCCGGAAACAAAUGCACACAAAAGACAUGGUAGUCCGUCAGUGCUAGUUGUGGAGGAUAGAUCAAUCAAGAGAAGGCAUUGCAUCAUUGAUGGGGACCAGUCUCAGACCAAGGGUGAAACCCCUUGUUGUAGUGCACCGACUGAUAUCAUUGCGAAAUCUGGAGAAGCAGUUUUCAACUAUUCCAGAGAGGUGAUUGUGGGUAAUGGUACCAUUGAACAUCAAGCGAGCUUGAGAAAAUGCAAUAAAGCAUCCGCAGGCUCCGGAUGUGAUACACCUGGUCCGUUGACGAUCAAGGCUGGAGCUCGUGAAACUCCCAGGUCAUCACGUGGAAGCUCCAUAUUUUCGCCUGGAGAAGCGUUUUGGAAUGAGGCAAUUCACGUUGCUGAUGGUUUGUUUGCUACAAAUGAUAACCUGUCUUUUGGGGUUGCUGAAGAAAUUAAUUUAUUAAAGAGCCAAUGUGAGAUAAAAAAUUCAAACAAUAUGCGGAAUGGAGGGUGUGUCAAUAAAUCAAACGGAUUAUUGGAUGAAGGUGCAAGCAAAAUCUGUAAUUCAGAAGUGAAUGCUUCUUUUGGGUCACUGGGAAAGCAUGGAAAAAAUUUGGAUAAAGAAGCGUCCCCAUUGCCUGUUAAGCAUUUUGACUUCUCAUUUGUUGAAAAAAAUUUGGAUGCGGACACCCCAACUCAUUGUUUAGUAGAUAACAUGAAAGAUCUUAUGCCUAUAGAUGGUGAACAGACUGGAUGUGUUUCUGUAAGUAAUAAAAGUCUUCAAACCACUAAUAUUACAACCCAUGGUGGCGAAGCUUGUUUCAAUUCUGAAAUGCAUGAAGUGCAAGGGAUGCCGAUCAAUUGUGCUGUCGCAAAAAGGAAAGCACAUUAUUUGAGUCAAGAUAAUGAUAGCAUCACAUCUAAUACGCCAGAUAUGAAAAUCAGAGGAUGCAACAAAGAUAGUACUCCGUCAAAUUUUGCUCUGGUAGAAGAUCGUUUAGAUCUUAGCAACUGGCUCCCUUCUGAAAUAUGCAGCAUAUAUGAGAAGAGAGGAAUAUCAAAAUUAUAUCCAUGGCAGGUUGACUGCCUUCAGGUGGAUGGUGUCUUAGAGAAAAGGAAUCUUGUAUAUUGUGCAUCUACGAGUGCUGGUAAAAGUUUUGUUGCUGAAAUUUUGAUGUUGCGGCGAGUCUUAUCAAUUGGAAAGAUGGCACUUCUUGUACUGCCAUAUGUAUCAAUUUGUGCAGAGAAGGCUGAACAUCUGGAGGUCCUCUUGGAACCACUCAAUAAGCAUGUGCGUAGUUACUAUGGAAACCAAGGUGGUGGAACACUUCCUAAAGAUACCUCGGUAGCAGUCUGUACGAUUGAGAAGGCAAACUCUUUAAUUAACAGGUUGCUAGAAGAGGGUCGCCUUUCAGAAGUUGGAAUAAUUGUGAUAGAUGAACUGCAUAUGGUUGGUGAUCAGAGUAGGGGUUAUCUUUUGGAACUUUUGUUGACAAAGCUUCGUUAUGCAGCUGGUGAAGGCAAUGUGGAAUCAUCCAGUGGAGAAAGCUCAGGUAUGAGCAGUGGUAAGGCUGACCUUGCCCAUGGUCUCCAAAUCGUUGGGAUGAGUGCAACCUUGCCAAAUGUGGCUGCAGUUGCUGACUGGCUUGAAGCAGCGUUAUACCAGACAGAUUUCCGCCCGGUUCCACUGGAGGAGUUUAUUAAAGUUGGUAACACAAUUUACAACAAACAAAUGGACAUUGUUCGGACAAUCUCAAAAACAGCCAACCUUGGUGGUAAAGAUCCUGAUCAUAUUGUAGAAUUAUGCAGUGAGGUUGUUCAAGAUGGCCACUCGGUGCUCCUAUUUUGCUCUAGUCGAAAAGGAUGCGAAUCAACUGCCAGGCACGUUUCGAAAUUCCUCAAGAAAUUUUGUGUCAGUGUUCAUCGUGAUCAAAGUGAGUUCAUUGAUAUUAGUUCUGCCAUUGAUGCCCUACGGAGGAGUCCUGCAGGAUUGGAUCCAGUAUUAGAAGAAACUCUUCCUUCUGGUGUUGCCUUCCACCAUGCUGGUCUCACGGUUGAGGAAAGAGAGAUUGUUGAAACCUGCUAUCGUAAAGGACUUGUACGUGUCUUAACUGCUACAUCUACCUUAGCUGCGGGGGUUAACCUGCCUGCGAGGAGGGUCAUUUUCCGACAACCUAGGAUUGGUCGUGAUUUCAUUGAUGGGACACGGUACAGACAGAUGGCUGGUCGGGCUGGACGGACUGGAAUUGAUACAAAAGGGGAGAGUGUGCUAAUAUGCAAGCCAGAAGAGAUCAAAAGAAUUAUGGGGCUCUUGAAUGACAGCUGUCCUCCAUUGCACUCUUGUCUGUCUGAAGAUAAGAAUGGGAUGACCCAUGCAAUUUUAGAAGUUGUUGCUGGUGGGAUUGUCCAAACUGCUAAUGAUAUUCAUCGGUAUGUUAGGUGUACUCUUCUCAAUUCCACAAAGCCAUUUGAAGAUGUGGUGAAAUCAGCACAGGAUUCUCUUAGGUGGUUAUGCCAUAGAAAGUUUCUUGAAUGGAAUGAAGACACUAAGUUAUACAGUACCACACCUCUUGGCCGUGCGGCUUUUGGAAGUUCUCUCUGUCCAGAAGAAUCACUUAUUGUGCUGGAUGAUCUUUCAAGGGCGAGAGAAGGAUUUGUGCUUGCAUCUGAUUUGCAUUUGGUGUACUUAGUAACACCCAUUAAUGUUGAUGUUGAACCCGAUUGGGAAUUGUAUUAUGAAAGAUUUAUGGAAUUGCCUACUCUUGACCAGUCAGUUGGCAAUCGAGUUGGUGUGAUAGAACCCUUUCUGAUGCGCAUGGCCCAUGGUGCACCCAUGCGUACUAAAAACAGAUCAAGAGAUAACGUGAAAGGGUUGCAGGGAAGAUUUUCAGACCAUAGUAUGCUUUCAGAUGAGCAAACACUCAGAGUGUGUAAAAGAUUCUAUGUCGCGCUCAUCUUGUCAAGACUUGUGCAGGAAGUAGCUGUUGGCGAGGUUUGUGAAGCUUUUAAAGUGGCUCGAGGCAUGGUUCAAGCCUUGCAAGAAAAUGCUGGAAGGUUCGCAUCUAUGGUUUCCGUGUUUUGUGAGAGGCUUGGUUGGCAUGAUCUGGAAGGCUUGGUUGCCAAGUUUCAAAAUCGAGUUUCCUUUGGAGUUAGAGCUGAGAUCGUAGAGCUUACUAACAUUCCGUAUGUUAAGGGUUCUCGAGCGAGAGCACUUUAUAAGGCUGGCUUGCGCACACCUCAAGCAAUUGCUGAAGCAUCAGUUCCUGAAAUUGUUAAAGCUCUUUUUGAAUCUUCAUCAUGGGCUGCACAAGAAGGUUCAGCACAACGGCGGAUACAGUUGGGAGUAGCCAAGAAGAUAAAGAAUGGUGCACGCAAAAUUGUUCUUGAAAAAGCUGAAGAGGCAAGAAUUGUUGCCUUUUCUGCUUUCAAAUCACUUGGACUUGAUGUUCCCCAGUUUUCUCAACCCCUAACUGCUGCUGGUAAUACCAUACGAAAAGAAGCAAAUACCUCUUCCGUAGAAGUGACUACUGGUAGUUCUCUCGGUGUAGGGCAUGGAAAGGGUGUUCCUGCUGAGCCUUCUGUGGAAGGAAGUGAUAAUUUUGAUAAUGUUAGUUCUGAAGUUGAAGGAGAGAAGUCAACAAAAACCUCACGUGUUGGCGUAGGGGCUACAAUGGAAGCAAACUUAACUGUUACCAUGCGAAGUAACUUUGGUGCUGAAAAUCCCGCUGCAGCUGUUGAAGGGUCUGAUAGUCUUGAUUCUGAACUUAAUACCACUGUUGAUCAUAUUGAUAAUGUAGACAUGGGCCCCUCUGUCCAAUUAAGAGGUACUGGUAAUGCAAAUAGAAUAUCUGAAAGAAAAAAUGCUUGUCUUGGUAAUAGUGAAAAUACUUGCGAUAAGGGUCCUCUCAAUGCAGUUCAUGCUCUUGGUGGAUUUGAUUCUUUCUUGGAUCUCUGGGACACUACCCAAGAGUUUUAUUUUGAUAUACACUUUCACAAAAAAUCUGAAGUGAACUCUAUUGCUCCUUUCGAAAUAUAUGGCAUUGCAAUUUGUUGGGAAAAUUCUCCUGUAUACUAUGUCAAUCUUCCUAAGGAUCUAUUGUCAUCUGAUAGCCGAAGAAAUGAUAGCUUGUCCACAAGUGUUUCUGGUGAUAACAUGAAAAUUCUAGUACCAAAGAAUCGGUUAGAGAUAGCUAAUCAAAGAUGGAAUAGGAUAGGUUCGAUAAUGGGAAAAAAAAGUGUCAGAAAGUUUAGUUGGAACUUAAAAGUUCUGAUUCAGGUGCUGAAAAUUCCUUCCAUUUCCAUUCAAAGACUUGGUGACCUGAACCUUGCUGUGAAAACAAUGGGAGUAGGCAUUGACAGCUCAUACUAUUUGUUGGCUCCAGUUUAUGUACGAGAUGGAAUUGACAUGUGCAUUGCAGCAUGGAUCCUUUGGCCUGAUGAGGAGAGAAGCUCUAGUCCAAAUCUGGAAAAGGAAGUUAAGAAAAGAUUAUCCAGCGAGGCUGCAGCUGCUGCUAAUCGGCAUGGUAGGUGGAAAAAUCAGAUGCGAAAAGCUGCACAUAAUGGUUGCUGCCGUCGUGUUGCACAAACACGAGCCUUAUGUUCUGUUCUAUGGAAAUUACUAAUCUCUGAAGGACUUGCUGAAGCACUUAUGAGCAUCGAAAUCCCCCUGGUUAAAGUUCUUGCAGAUAUGGAGGUUUGGGGAAUAGGUGUUGACAUGGAGGGAUGCCUUCAGGCACGGCAUGUGUUGGGAAAAAAACUUAGAUAUCUUGAGAGGGAAGCUUACAAGCUUGCUGGCAUGACAUUUUCAUUGUAUACGGCGGCGGAUAUUGCAAAUGUUCUCUAUGUCCACUUGAAGCUGCCUAUACCGGAAGGCUACAAUAAAGGGAAACAACACCCAAGUACUGACAAGCAUUGUUUGGAUUUGUUAAGGCAUGAACAUCCUAUUAUUCCUGUCAUUAAAGAGCACAGAACAUUGGCAAAGCUAUUAAACUGUACGUUGGGAUCAAUUUGUUCGCUUGCUAAGCUUUCUAUGAGGACACAGAAAUAUACGCUGCAUGGCCAUUGGCUCCAAACAUCAACAGCUACUGGACGGCUUUCAAUGGAAGAACCUAAUCUUCAGUGUGUUGAGCAUAAGGUUGACUUUAAAAUGCAUAACAAUGACAAAGACUCAGGUAAUUCAGAUGCUGAUCAAUAUACAAUCAAUGCCCGCGAUUUUUUUGUCCCUACCGAGGACAACUGGUUACUGUUAACAGCAGAUUAUUCUCAGAUAGAAUUACGGUUGAUGGCUCACUUCUCUAAAGACCCUUCGUUAAUUGAAUUACUUAGUAAACCACAUGGUGAUGUCUUUACCAUGAUAGCAGCAAAAUGGACAGGGAAAACAGAGUCUACUGUUAAUUCUCAAGAGCGGGAUCAAACCAAGAGGUUGGUCUAUGGCAUUCUGUAUGGAAUGGGUGCUAAUACCCUCUCAGAACAAUUGGAAUGCAGUUCGGAUGAGGCUGCAGAAAGAAUUCAAAGCUUUAAAAGGUUAUUUCCCGGUGUGGCUUCCUGGCUUCAAGAGGCCAUUACAUCAUGCCGUCAGAAAGGAUAUGUGGAAACCCUCAAGGGAAGAAAGCGGUUUUUGGCAAAAAUAAGAAUUGGAAACAAUAAAGAAAAAUCUAAAGCUCAGAGACAAGCUGUGAAUUCUAUUUGUCAGGGCUCUGCCGCUGAUAUAAUCAAAACUGCGAUGAUAAAUAUACACUCUGUGAUUGUUGGAGAAGUUGACAUGCCUCAUUCUGCCACUGCAUUUGCAGCAAAAUUUCACAUUCUUAAAGGCCGCUGCCGAAUUCUUUUACAGGUCCAUGAUGAGUUAGUACUGGAAGCUGAUCCUUCUGUUAUAAAGGAAGCAGCAUUGUUGCUUCAAAUGAGCAUGGAAAGUGCUGCCUCGCUUCUUGUUCCUUUGCAUGUCAAGAUGAUGGUUGGGCGAACAUGGGGAUCUUUGGAGCCUUUUCUAGUUGAAGAAUAUAAAGAUGAAUUUAUUGCACCCAAUUCUUAGGUUACAAAGAGCCGUCUUUGCUUUUAAUCUAAAAUGAAUUUCUUGAUUCAAGAACAAAUGGCUUUUUGGAGAGACACGUGUUAUUGGUGUGAAACCUGCCAAGUUUCUAGUCAAGCAAAUUAAUCUUGCAUAUGGGGCUCGGUGGAAAAUUUACUGCAUGAGUUGCAGUAUCGCAAUUAUUUUUGUCCUCACCUGACAUAAAGCAGAAGGAGCGUUCCAGAAGAACUUUAGAGAUCUUCUUCCCUCUUGAUAAGGAGUUUCUGGACUUGCCUGACAUUUUAACCCCAAAGGUUAUGACAAGAUAUGAAGAUGAUAGAGGAGGUUCACAUGUUGCAGAGGAGAAAGAGUAUAAUGACCCAUGAAGAGAUAGGUUGAUCUAUCUAAAAUGAUCUGUAGGUGCCAUUUCUAGUGAUUUUGGGUUGAAAGAAAAACAAAAAAAGUUUGAAAUGGUUAUGUGAGGUGCUUUGGAAGGAACUUACAAAUGGAUGAUAAUCACAUUGGUCCUUGAGAACUUGCUGCUAGCGUAUGUGAUAAUCUUGCCAGAUGGUAAGGGAUUCUUUUUUCCCAUUUUGGUAGAUGAUAAAGGAGGUUCAAGUGUCGCAACAGACACAAAUGAAAUGGUCACCUAAGAAAUGGAUCAGUUCAACUGAGUGACAUGAUUCUAGUGAUAAAACCUAUGAAAACGUAAUAAUUGGAACCUGAGGCUUUGAUGCAGAGUUGUGCAAGGUACACUGAUCUAGACCUGGAGGGGGGUGAAUAGUCUUGUAGAGCAAAUUAAAUUUCUUGUUAAAUUCAGAUUUAUUAUACUUGAUUAUGCAUCUCGAUCAAUCCAUGCAUAAUCAUAUAUAAUCAAGUACACUGAUCUAGACUUGAUCAUCGUAUUAAAACCAUGCAUAAUCAAGUAUAUUUGGAAUCAAAAUAAGUUUAGAACUUUGAAAUUAAGAUGCCAUGUAUAGCAAUGCAUGUUCCUAAUUUUGGUGAGUGUGCGUCGUAGUGUGAAAUUACCUUUUUACCCUUGUUGAUGAAGAUUACCAUUUUGACCUUUGUAGUAGAAUAAAAUCCAUCUUUAAUUUGAAGGCAAUUACACUUAACUAACUUUUGACAAAUUAUAUCUAAACUAGGAAUUAAAACAAAAGUACAUGAAUCGUGUUUUCAUCUAGAAAUUUGCCAACUUAGUCUUAUUGAACAAACAUCUAGUUCUAGUUCUAGUUCUAGCUAGUUUGACUUAAAUCAAUCAAAAAGUCUUUAAACUUAGAAGAAAAGAGCACUGAAAGAACCUUCAUGCGGUUAUGCUGGUGAUAAUCAAUUGGCUAUUGAGGUUCUCUUUGCCAAUUUCUUAAAAUUUCUCACUGUUCUGUGUUUUGAAUUGUCAUGUAGCUUGUGAAGGAUUUUAAAGCAGGUAUACUUCAUCAAUCAUUGUGGAGUUUUUAUGUGAUUUGAAUAUAGUGGUUCCUGAAGGCUUAUCCAGUUCUUCAGUAAGGCGAUUCUUAAGCACCCUUUCAUUGCCAAAUGCUUAUUUUUGUUGUUGGUGACUCCAAGUCAUGUACAGAUCUCCAUGCUAACAAUAUUGAACUCUGAGAUUUUUGGUGUGAAUUUACUGUUGUAAUUAGUUUGUUAAUAUGCAUUAAAGAUGAUUUUUUUAGAUGUUUCAAGAAUUUCCUAUUUUGUUGUCUAUUGAUUUGAUGGAGAUAGCUUGGGGGAAGGUAUUCGCUGUUUAAUGGUAAAACACACUCAGGAAGGUUCCUUACUCCGAGAAUUUUGGGGACUGAUUUUAUUAGUUAGUGAACUAUGAGAAAAAGAAAAAACACGAGUUAUGAGAUGGAUAUGAAUUCCAGAUUAGUGCUGUCAAUUGAUUUGAUGAAAUAGGUCAGGGACUGGUAUUAUUGUUUAUUUAGUAUUAUCUCCAGAAGCUUACUUACACUUCAUGUUCUGUAGAAUUUCUUUAUAUGUGUAUAAUUUUUUGUUCUUUUUACCCUCUAUUAUACUGCAGAAAGAUCGAUUCUUUGGGAUCCUUGCUUUCUUCAAGCUGAGCGAACUGAGAUAGAAUCAGACCGAUUAUCGAAAUGCUUUUCUGGAUAUUCCUCAAUCUCCCGGCUAUUCAUGGAACAUGAGCUUCCGGAAGAAAAAGAAGAAUUUCUUGGGAAUCCUACAAGAUCCAUUCGUCCUUUUUCUCUGACAGAUGGUCAGAACUUCAUCUGGGUUCAAAUCCUACUGAGAGGUCCAGAUCAGAAGUUUACCAGUAACUGUGUGAAGUUUGCCAUUUAACGGCUUUGAAAUAUGGCAUUCCAGAGGAGCCUUGAGAAGAAUGUUUAUGAGAAUCAGUAUUCCUUCCAAUAUCAUAUACACUGAGGGUUAAAUGUCAAAGCAAUCUCAGCUUAAAGGUGGAUCAAAAAAUGGCCUCUAAACUUGAGUGUUUUCAUGCCAAGAUGAUACCACAACUAUCCUAUGGUGGUUGCAACUAUGAGGUUGUGCUAUGUUCUCCUAAUUUUGGACAUAACCACAGAAGAAGGCAUUCGUAUUCAUGUUCACAUGAUGACAACUGAUCGAAGGAGAAGGAAUGUAUUUAGGU